Molecule: messenger RNA, 2079 nt
Organism: Humulus lupulus (European hop)
Lineage: Eukaryota; Viridiplantae; Streptophyta; Magnoliopsida; Rosales; Cannabaceae
Exons: 2
Coding region: 1-2079 (692 amino acids)
Molecular function (GO): catalytic activity
Source: RefSeq, a predicted model, not a curated record
AUGGAUAGUUGCAAUAUAGGAAGUUUGAAUGUUAGGGGCUUGAAUAACAAGGAUAAGCAAGAUUCUGUGGUAGAGUUUUACAAUGUCAAUAAAAUUGGAGUAGGGGGUUUGUUAGAAACUAAGUUGAAAGGGAAUAAAGUUCAGGAGUUGACGGACAAAAAGUUUGCUAAUUGGGAUUUCUUUAAUAGCUCUACUGUUGAGGGCAGGUUAUUGAUUAUAUGGAGAAAAGGUUAUGUUAGAGUUAUAGUAAUUGCAGAAUCACCUCAACAUGUUCAUUGUGUGGUAAAAAUGGCUGGGCAAGCUACUGCAUUUUGUCUCACAUUUGUUUAUGGUUUUAACACCAUUGAAGAGAGGAAGACUAUUUGGUAUAAUCUGGUGCAGCUGAAGUUUCCUAUUUCUUCUUGGUUAAUUCUUGGGGAUUUUAACUCAGUAUUUAAUGUUGAUGACAGAAAUUGGGGGAAUCCUAUAACGCAAAAUGAAAUGGCUGACUCUAAUCACUGGUUAUCUCAGGUUCAUAUUGAAGCUCUCAAAAGUCAUGGGUCGGUUUUCACUUGGACUAACAACCAAGCUGGUACCAAUCGAAUCUAUUCCAAGAUAGAUCAUAUAUUUGUCAAUGAGGAGUGGCAUGAUCACUUUCCUAACUCAACAACUCGUUUUAGUUGGGAAACCAUAUCAGAUCAUUGUUCUUGUGCUGUUUCAACUACAACUACAGAGGCUAUUGGGAUUAAUCCAUUUCGGUAUUACAAUUUCUGGGCUAAUCACCCUGAGUUCAAGAGCUUAGUGGAGCAAAAUUGGAAGAAACCGUUAUCUACUAGAGGUCUAAAAGGGGUUUACUUAAAACUGAUGAGAGUUAAGCAUUGCCUCAAGAAGUUUAAUCAUGAAGUGAUAGGUGAUAUUGGGAAGAGUUAUCAGGAAGCUAAAGCCUGCUACAGUGAGGCUAAAUUACAGGUUCAAACUCACCCGAGAGAAAAGAUUUAUCAGGAGCAAGAAACUAAUGCAGCUGCUAAUUUUUAUGCUCAAGAGAAAAUGUACCAUAAGUUUCUAAGACAAAGGAGUAAAAUUACUUGGCUGGAAAAAGGAUAUUCCAAUACCUCUUAUUUUCAUGCCUGUCUAAAGAAGAGAAAAAUGGAAAACAGAAUUACAACAUUCAUGACAGACCAAGGACCUGAUGGGUUUGGAUCUGGAUUUUUCAAGAAAAUGUGGUCUGUUAUAAGGGGGGAAAUUAGUGUUGAUGUUACUAACUAUUUUGAAACAGGUCUCAUGCCACCUGAGUUACAUAAUACGAUGAUUUCUCUCAUCCCUAAACAAGAGAACCCGGCUAAAGCAGUUGACUACAAACCUAUUGCAUGUUGUUCAACGAUAUACAAAUGCAUAUCAAAACUGUUAUGCUCUAGACUUGCAUCAGUUCUCCCUUCUCUGGUUCACCAAAACCAAGGUGCUUUUGUCCAAGGGAGGUCAAUUGCUCACAAUGUGAUGAUUCUUCAAGACAUUUUGAAGAACUAUCAGAGGAAAAACACUUCUCCUCGCUGUACUAUCAAGAUAGAUAUCAGUAAGGCAUAUGACACUGUGGAUUGGAAUUUUAUUGAAGAUCUUCUUAAUGCUUUAAACUUUCCUAGUAGAUUUGUUCAGCUGGUAAUGAUUUGUAUCAAAAGCACUUCCUAUUCUCUCCUUAUGAAUGGUAGAAUUCAAGGUGGUUUUCAUGGGGCUAAGGGACUUCGUCAAGGUGAUCCUUUAUCUCCUUUGAUAUUUGUUCUGAUUAUGGAUUAUCUAUCGAGAAGUCUUCUUCACGCUGCUCAAGUCUUUAAAUUCAGAUAUCAUCCUCUUUGCAAAAGUUUGAAGUUAAUAAACUUAUGCUUUGCGGAUGACUUGAUUCUUCUUAGUAAAGGGUCCAAGCAGUCCAUUAAAGUUCUUAGAGAGGUCUUGGAUGAUUUCAGCAAUACUACUGGGCUCCAUAUCAAUGUUAAUAAAUCACAAAUAUUCUUUGGAGGGGUUGAGCUUAGGGAGAAAGAGGAGAUCAUUAGGGAUCUAGGUUUGGCUGAAGGUGAUUUCCCUUUAAAGUACUUAGGGGUGCCUUUAUGA